GAAAAAAGAGACCGAAAAUCCAUUGCGCCCCAAGCGAAACAUUGAAAACCUCCUCCCUCUAUGUUCAAUACGCCACAUGUGCGUACUGGUGAAGGAUUUUACGCUUCCUGAACGGCUGAUUGAGCUGGUUGAAGUUGCUGAUGCUGCUUUGCACCCCAAAACCGCUAUCAAAAAGGGAGACCGAGGAUUUGGCAUAUAGUUACAUUGAAUCUUCACAGCAAACAGAAGCAACAACCUAAUCUUAUUUAUGAAAACCGCGUUCUCAAAAUAAACCGGCAUCUUCGCUUGUAGCCUACUGCGGCUCGCAUCCUGCCACACUCUCCCUUCCAGCUCCAUCUAAGCAUCCAUAUUUUUUGUGCAUCCCUGUGUGGGGGUGUAGGGAGUGGCAACCUUCUGAUAAAUCAACCGAUCCGCGGACCCCUCUCCUCUAGGAAAAAAAUAAGUUCGCCGGUUUUUGGACACGUUUAUGCGUAAAUUGGACAUAAAAAGCUAAAAUGGAGAGGUAUUGCCACCAUUCCGACUUCUAGUGCCUUAAACCGAAAGCCUUCAUCCCUGCACUUCUCCCUGUACAUGAUGAACAUGCUGAAGUCCAGUGGACUGAAGAUCCCUGGCAGGGGCCCAAAGCACUCCCCUGGCCCUGUGGGACGAACCUCUACUGGGGGGUCCGCUUCCGGCACUGUGGGCCAGAAAGACAACUCCCCACACAAGCAGAUCUCCCCACUCCCCAGCAGCAAUGCCUCAGACAAGUCAAGCUCCAAGACAUCCGAAGUGGGGGACGACGUCCUUGGGGACUACGUGGUUGGCGAACGUGUCUGGGUCAACGGGGUCAAACCGGGCGUCAUUGCCUACCUGGGAGAGACACAGUUCGCCCCAGGACAGUGGGCUGGGGUGGUCCUCAACGACCUGUUGGGCAAAAACGAUGGCUCUGUGGGCGGCGUGCGCUACUUUGAGUGCCAGCCCCACCAGGGCAUUUUCACGCGCCCCUCCAAGCUCACCCGGCAACCGGUGGGCGACGGAAGCGAAGGCCACUCCACUGAUUCGCUGACAGCUCAGAACCUGACGCUCCAUGGUGGCAAUGGUGCUUCGCCUGCUGGUCAGCGUGUGGUCAUGCCACUCAGGGAGGGCAUGCUCAACAGCUCUGUGAAGACGGGUAACGAGUCAGGUUCCAACAUGUCCGACAGCGGCUCGGUCAAGAAAGGUGGGGAUAAGGACCUUCGAGUGGGAGACCGUGUGCUGGUGGGGGGCACUAAGACAGGAGUGGUGCGCUACGUGGGGGAGACUGACUUUGCCAAGGGUGAGUGGUGCGGCGUGGAGUUGGACGAGCCCCUCGGGAAGAACGACGGUGCAGUGGCUGGAACCAGGUACUUCCAGUGCCCGCCUAGGUUUGGCCUGUUCGCACCCAUCCACAAGGUGAUCCGCAUUGGCUUCCCCUCCACCAGCCCGGCCAAGGCCAAGAAGAGCAAGCGGAUGGCUAUGGGGGUGUCGUCGCUGGCCCACAGCCCCAGCAGCUCAUCCAUCAGCUCUGUUAGCUCUGUGGCUUCCUCGGUGGGCGGGCGGCCCAGCCGCACUGGCCUGCUCACGGAGACGUCGUCGCGCUACGCCCGCAAGAUCUCUGGCACCACUGCGCUGCAGGAGGCACUGAAGGAGAAACAGCAGCACAUCGAGCAGCUGCUGGCCGAGAGGGACCUGGAGCGGGCCGAGGUGGCCAAGGCCACCAGCCACAUCUGUGAGGUAGAGAAGGAGCUCAGCGCCCUCAAGGCCCAGCACCUGCAGUAUGUCACAGAGACGGAGAGCAACCUCCAGCAAGUCAAAACUCUGUUGGCCAGCAAUCAAAAGGACAAAGUAGAGCUAGCCAAUCAGCUGGAAGAAGAGAAAAGGAAAGUGGAAGACCUUCAGUUCAGAGUGGAGGAGGAGUCCAUCACCAAAGGAGACCUUGAGACUCAGACGAAAUUGGAGCAUGCCCGUAUUCGGCAGCUUGAGCAGAAUCUGUUCCUCGAAAAGUCGAGAGCAGAAAAGCUUCACAAAGAAUUAGAGGUGAAGCGGCAAAGCACGGUUGAGGAGAAGAGCCGCGUAAUGCAGCUGGAGGAGGAGCUGUCCCUGCGGCGGGCUGAGAUCGAGGAGCUCCAGGUCCAGCUCCGGGACCCAGACUCCCACCCCAACAAGGCCGAGGACGGGUACUCCACCCAGGGGCCGGUGGCCCAGUCGGAGACGUUCCUGCUCCGGGAGCAGCUCCUGACGGCAGGUCGUGAGCACCACAAGGACAGCAGCCAGCUGAGGGAGAAGUACGAGGCGGCAGUGGCGGCGGGCCAGGAGGAGACAGACAGACUGAAAGCCACGGUGGACAAACAGAGCCAAGAGAUCAUCGAGCUGAAGCAGAGAGUCCAGCAGGCCACCACAGAGAACAUGGAGAUGAUGGACAACUGGAAGGUCAAGCUGGACACCCUGGUCAAUGACCACCAGCACUCUCUGGAGGACCUGAAGACCUCGCUGUCCAGCCAGAACGGCUCGGCCGAGGGCCAAGAGCAGGACCCUCAGGAGCUGAGGACCACCCUGGAGAGCCUGCGCAUGGAGCACCAGCUGGAGCUGGAGAACCUCAAGGCCAGGCACGAGAUCGAGGCGGCUGUGCUGGCCAAGGAACGUGAGGAUCUGCGCUACCGCCUGCAAGACGCCAAGGACCAGCUGGGCGAGAGCAGCCAGAACGGGAAGAACCAGGCCCAGACGGAGGCCAGGAACAACCAGCUGACCCUGGAGUUGAGAGAGGCCCGGGAGGAGCUCCAGAAGGCCCAGCUGAGGGUGGGCGAGGUGGAGAGGCUGCAGGAAGAGCAGGACGGGGCCCAGGAUGAGCUCCGGGAGCGCCUUGAGCUGGCUGAGAAGAAGAUGGUGGACUAUGAGGCCCUGCAGAAGGCUGAGGCCCAUAGCCGGGCCGAGCUCCACAGCCUGCAGGAGAAGCUGAGGGUGACUGAGAACCGACUGCAGGCGGUGCAGGAUGACCACCACAUGCCACAGGACGCCAAUGUUAUAGAAAGUAAUGACAUUUCGGAGGAGAAGAUUAAGCUAAAACAGAAUGUUGAAGAAACUAUGGAGAAUCUGACCAAAAGAGAAAAAGAGGUCUCCACUCUCACGUCCCAGGUUGAUGCCCUCAAAUCACAGAUAACUGCCUUGGAGGGCAAAGUUCGCUCAGGUGAGAAGAAGGCCGACACCCUGGUCAAGGAGAAGAUGCGCCUGGAGGCCGACCUCGAGUCCAUGACCAAGAAGUCCCAUGAUGCAUCGGGACAGCUGGUCGUCAUUAGCCAGGAGUUACUGAAGAAGGAGAGGAGUCUGAACGAGCUGAGGGUGUUACUGCUGGACUCCCCUCGCCACUCGCCUGGCCUGGACCGAGACCUGAGCCGAGAGGUGCACAAGGCAGAGUGGAGGAUGAAGGAGCAGAAACUCCAGGAUGACAUCAAGACCCUGAGAGACAAACUGCUCCUGCUGGGCAGGGAGAGGGGCUCGUCCCCAGACCACCGCCGCUACUCUAUGCUGGACCCGUCGGCCCUGGACUCGGAGGUGACCCGUCUGCGCCAGCGGCUCCUGAGCACCGAGGAGGCCCUGAGGGGAGCCCUGGAGCACAACCAGGAAGUGGACCAGCUGGUGCAAGCCAUGCGCACGCACCCAGACAAGACCCAGGUGCAUGGUGGUGCAAAUUCAGCCAAUGGGAUUCAUCAACAGGAUUCUUCCUUUACUCAAGAUGAACAACACUAAUAUUGGAGAAGAAGAGCCCAUCUUGAAUUGGGGAAAUGCAGAGCUACAUUUUAAAAGAAAAAUAAGUAAAUACGACGUUAAGACUUGGGACUAGCACUCCAUUGGACUCCAGACACCAUUUUCUGUUUACAGUUACUACCAAAACAAUGACUAUCUCAAUAUGUACAUUUAAUCUGUUGCAAAAAAUAAAAUCUCCCAUUAGCCAAUCUUAAAACAGAUCUAAGAUACUGUAAAAUGGACGUGAAGGUGAAUAAUUAUCGGUACGACUUUUGAAAACUGAUACCUACCCAGCAGACUACCUCCAAGGAUGGUAUUGGACAUAGGAUAACCUUUUAUGGUAGUUUAUUAGAGUUCAUGACCCUACGAUCAUGAGAAACUCUUUCGUGAAUUAUGAAUUGUGACUCCAGAGGAUGAAAUGACUCUGGUGUCUGAUUGAAAGCAAAGAAGAAGAAUUUGGCCACAAUCCACCACUUUUUGUUAUUUAUUUGCCACACUGCUUUUGAUCCUUCUUAGAGUACUGUAGCUGAUUCGAUUUGGCCAGUGACAUUCAGAACAAUUUGCUCAAGCUCCUCUAUGUUCAAGGACACUUGUUCUGUAGCGAACGUGAAUGAAACGGUUAUGCUGCUGGAUUUUGGCUGAUGUUGUGAAUAUAGCUACAUUAUCUGAACCUGUGCAUAAUGUAAACGUGUAUUUAGCCAACUGAACCAAUUCAACUCUGCACUGUAUGUGCACCAAAUAGCUAUCAGUUUAAUGGUUCACUAAUUUGAACUGAGUUAUCCAUUAAUUCCACUAUGGCUUCACUAGAUAGUGGGAAACCGCACCACUUUGUAGUGUUUGCGUAAACAGGGGUUUAAAAAAUACCAGUAUUAACUUCUUAUUGUUGAUCAUUUAUCUAAAAACAUUUGACCAUGCCUUGGGAUCACUUUGUCCUUUGAUUAGAUUAGCCCACUCAAGGGCUGUUUGGAGCACAAGCCAAACAAUGGAAUGUUCUUGGUUGUAUCCCAAAUGGCACCCUGUUCCCAAUAUAGUGCACAACCUCUGACCAGAGCCCUAUGGACCCUGGUCAAAAGUAGUGAAAUAAAGAGGGAAUAUAGUGCCAUUUAUGACGCAAACCUACUGUAUCUGCUCCCUCCCUUGGUUGGAGAACACACAUCUGGAUGACGUUUAAACAAAUCCUAAUCACAAUGUACAGAAUUGAUACAUUACGGUCUUCCAAAUGAUAUUAUCUCCAUUUAACAAGCCAACAGGGAGAUUCUAAGUGUAGUCCAUUACUGUAUUUACGGGAUAUUGGUUGAUAUUCUGGUUGCGUCUCAAAUGGCACCCUAUUCCCUAUAGAGUGCACUACUUUUGACCAGAGCCCUAUGGCUCUGGUCAAAAGUAGUGCACUCUAUAAGGAAUAUGGUGCCAUUUGAAAUGCAGACUGUUUUUGGGAGAACAUUAUCUUGAUGUGAGUAAUGUGGAAUGUAAGAUUUGGGAUUGACAUUGCAUGAACAAAGUGUUGGGCUGGCCCUCGCUCAGCGAAACUGAAGCUACAAACUGUCAUUGGAUAAUGUAUAUUGCCUUUUUUCAGAUGGGAAACACUUCAUACCCUUGAUUGCUGUAAUGAUUUCUGAGAUUCAGUCAUUAAAUAUUAACAAUGUGGGAAAA
This is a messenger RNA of Coregonus clupeaformis (lake whitefish), 5388 nucleotides long. It is a transcript of the gene clip2, whose product is annotated as CAP-GLY domain containing linker protein 2. Gene Ontology annotation, molecular function: microtubule plus-end binding. Gene Ontology annotation, biological process: cytoplasmic microtubule organization. Bases 571 to 3741 code for a protein of 1056 amino acids. The record is from RefSeq and is a predicted model, not a curated record. Gene Ontology annotation, cellular component: nucleus; microtubule plus-end; cytoplasm. The transcript is spliced from 18 exons. Lineage: Eukaryota; Metazoa; Chordata; Actinopteri; Salmoniformes; Salmonidae.